Messenger RNA from Phyllostomus hastatus (greater spear-nosed bat), 1693 nucleotides. RefSeq names its product ATPase H+ transporting V1 subunit C2 (gene ATP6V1C2). Lineage: Eukaryota; Metazoa; Chordata; Mammalia; Chiroptera; Phyllostomidae. The transcript is spliced from 14 exons. Gene Ontology annotation, molecular function: proton-transporting ATPase activity, rotational mechanism. The record is from RefSeq and is a predicted model, not a curated record. Bases 190 to 1470 code for a protein of 426 amino acids. Gene Ontology annotation, cellular component: lysosomal membrane; vacuolar proton-transporting V-type ATPase, V1 domain. Gene Ontology annotation, biological process: proton transmembrane transport.
GACAGGGGCCCGCGCGAGCCACCUGCGUCCGUGGUCCCCACGGGCGCCGUCCUGGUUCGCCCUUUCUCCGUGGGAACCAGGGAACCAGUGCCACCGCUGCACCCUCCCCGUGGCUUGGCAGGUGGCAUCUCCCCAGGUUGUGCUCAGGCCAGUUUGUCCCCAGUAACUGGAUAAAAGAAGACCGGAAGCAUGUCGGAGUUUUGGUUAAUUUCUGCCCCUGGCGAUAAGGAAAAUUUGCAAGCCCUGGAGAGGAUGAACAUGGUAACCUCCAAGUCCAACCUGUCUCAUAACACCAAGUUCGCCAUUCCUGACUUCAAGGUGGGGACCUUGGACUCCCUCGUUGGCCUCUCGGAUGAGUUGGGGAAACUCGAUACCUUUGCUGAAAGCCUCAUAAAGAGAAUGGCCCAGAGCGUGGUGGAGGUCAUGGAGGACGCCAAGGGGAAGGUCCGGGAGAACCUCCUGGCCAACGGAGUUGACUUGACGUCCUUCGUGACCCACUUUGAGUGGGACAUGGCCAAGUACCCCGCGAAGCAGCCGCUGGCGAGCGUGGUGGACACUCUGGCAAAGCAACUGGCCCAGAUCGAGACCGACCUGAAGUCCCGCACGGCCGCCUACAACGCCCUGAAGGUGACCCUGGAGAACCUGGAGAAGAAGUCCCAGGGAAACCUCUUCACCCGGACCCUGAGUGACAUUGUGAGCAAAGAAGACUUCGUGCUGGAUUCCGAGUAUCUGGUCACGCUCCUGGUCAUCGUCCCCAAACAAGACUACGCGCAGUGGCAGAAAACCUACGAGUCCCUCUCGGACAUGGUGGUCCCUCGGUCAACCAAGCUGAUCGCCGAGGACAAGGAUGGCGGUCUCUUCACGGUGACCCUGUUUCGGAAGGUGAUCGACGACUUCAAGAGCAAAGCCAGAGCCAACAAGUUCAUGGUCCGAGAGUUCUUCUAUGACGAGAAGGAGAUUAAGAGGGAAAGGGAGGAGAUGACCAGGUUGCUGUCGGAUAAGAAGCAACAGUAUCAAACUUCCUGUGUUGCUCUUAAAAAGGGAUCCUCCUCCACCUUCCCGGACCACAAGGUUAAGGUAACCCCACUAGGUCACCCCGAUAGGCCUGCCGUGGGGCACACCGACAGAGAGAGUGAGGGUGAGGGCGAGGGACCCCUGCUGCGCUGGCUCAAGGUGAACUUCAGCGAAGCCUUUAUCGCCUGGGUCCACAUCAAGGCGCUGCGGGUGUUCGUGGAGUCCGUGCUCAGGUACGGCCUCCCCGUGAACUUCCAGGCUGUGCUACUGCAGCCUCAUAAGAAGUCGUCCACCAAGCGGCUGAGAGAGGUUCUGAACUCCGUCUUCCGACACCUGGACGAAGUGGCAGCUGCCAGCCUGUUGGAUGCGUCCGUGGAGAUCCCCGGGCUGCAGCUCAGCAACCAGGACUACUUCCCCUACGUCUACUUCCACAUCGACCUCAGCCUCCUGGACUAGCCCCGGGCGGGCGGGCGGGCCCACGGCGUCCACGUCCCCGCAGUGUCCCUGCUGUGUCCCCGCCCCCGCGGGCCAGACGGCGGCAGACGGCCUCUCCCUCAGCCGGGGCAGCUCGGGUGUCCUCCGGAACUUAGGUUUUUAGAGAAAGUGCUCACAGAAGUCCGUUCCAAUUGUAUUUAUUUUUUGUAAGUUACAAUAAAGAAAAGCUCAGUCCUUUCAACCA